AUGACUAACGAAAUAUCUUCUUCACCAUCUUCCCAAUUGAGUAUCAUUGUUGAUUUAACAUCAUCAACAUUUGAUUUAAAAAAACUUUGCCAUCAACUUCCAUGUGGAUCACUCCCAAAUUUUGAUCAUCAUUAUUGGCAUUUUGGCGGACUUCGAUCUUAUACAAUCCCAUUUCAAUCUAAUCAAGAUGAAACAAUUAUUGAUAGUUUUAUGUCAAAAUUAAAAUUAUUACAAAAUUAUUUAUCUCCUUUCCCACCAUUUUGGAUUUCACAUAAAAAAUGUCAACAACAACAACUUCUGUUAUCAUUAACACCAUCCGAGGUUAUCAAAAAAAAUCUUAAAUUAGGGAAGUUUUAUACAAAUAACAUGUUUCAAAUAGAAUAUACAUCAGGUGCACUUGUACAAUUAAAUAAAUAUAUUUAUGAUGUACAAACAGAAAUAAAAGAUGGAUGGCGUCUAGUUUUUUAUCACGAUAGAAUUGAUAUUGAUUAUGGUUGUAAAACGAAGAAAUUACGAAAAACAUUAAAAGCCGAAAUGAUAGAUAAAUGUGUUGUUAUAAUGACUGAACAAAAUAGAUUAAUGUUUUUUAUUAAUAUGAAUGGAAAUCUAAUUGAUUAUGAAAGUUUAAAUGAUGACGAAAAAACUAAUUUAGAACAGGAUUCUUCAUCACAAAAACUUAAUGAAUCUUUGGCUUCAUACACACGUAUUGCACCUCGUGAGUCGCAAACAUUUUAUUCAACAAUUCGUCUUGUGAUAUCAUUUUCAAAUGAUAAUAUUGAUGAAGAAAAUCAUACAGAAAAUCUAAAACGGUUAAAAUAUUGUUUUACACAAUUUCAAGAAUUUUUUCAUCGUAAUCAUAUAAAUGAUUGUUUUGGAAUUAUCAAAAGUGUACCAUCAGCAAAAGAUUUCCUAUCAAUAAUAUCAUCAUUUAUGAAUAAUAAUACAAUGUCAUUUAUUAAACAAUAUUGUUGGCAAAUGUUAUUAUCUAUUGGUUAUCGUUUUCAACAAAGAUUAGCAGAAGAUUUUAUUCAACAAAUGAAUCUCAUGGAGGAUGAUGACGAGUUUUAUCAGACAUCUCUUCAUAUAUGGCGUCGUUCAAGUGAAUAUUAUUUUAUUGAUUUACUUGCUGAGUUACGUCGUUAUCGAGAAAAAAUAACUGCUUUAGCAGUAUUAUCAUCUCCUGUGACUCAUUAUCAACAAGGAUUUAAAAAAGAAGACAAUGCACAAGAACGUUGGAGUCUACAUAAUCCGCCACGUAAUUAUGCAUAUGUUCCGUCAGUAACACUAACACCAACGACUAUUUGUGUUAAGCCAUUUAAAUUAGUUAAAACCAAUCGAGUUUUACGUGAACAAAAAUUUGGUGGAAAUCUUAUGUUUGCUCUAGUUGAUGUUAAAGAUGAAAAUGGUACAAAGGAUUUAUUUCCACAUGAUUAUCGAGCUUUACGUUGGAAAAUUGAAAUGUUACUUGAAUCAGGUUUUGAUUUAGGUAAAAAAGGUCGAACAUAUCGUUAUUUGCAUCAUUCACAAUCACAAUUAAAAGAUAAACAAUUCUGGUUUUAUCAUCAUGAUAAUAAAAUAAAUCUUUCAUUUGAAGAAGCAUUUAGUUGGAUGGGAGAUUUUCAAGACGAAAAAAUUGUUGCUAAACAUGCAGCACGUAUUGCACAAUGCUUUACAAGUGCUGAAGCAACUAUUCAAAUUCCAUCUGAACAAGUUGAAUAUAUUGAAGAUAUUCAUACAGAUGAUCGCAAAUAUAAUUUCACGGAUGGCGUUGGAACAAUGUCAACAGUCAUACGUGAUAAUAUCAAUCCACAUCGACAAUUUUCAGCUAUUCAAAUUCGAUAUGGUGGAUGUAAAGGUGUAAUAUCCGUUAAUCCGGAUUUAGACAAUGCACCUCAUCAAUUACGUAUUCGUCAAUCAAUGAAAAAAUUUAAAUGUUCACAUGAUAUUCUUGAAUUAUGUCGAAUAUCUAAACCUCGUCCAUUAUAUUUAAAUCGACAAAUAAUUGUUUUACUUUCUCAUCGUUUAAUUGAUGAUCGCACAUUUCUUUUACUUCAAAAUGAACAUCAACAAAUUCUAUCUGAAUCACUUGUUUAUCCUCAACGUGCAUAUGAAUUAUUAAGUGAAAAAUUAAGUCGAAAUUUAUUUCCAUUACGUUCUUUAAUUCAUGAUGCACAACUUAAUUUAAUUCAAGAACCAUUUUUUCAUCAAUUAAUAAUAACAAUAGGUAAAUUUGAAUUAGCACAAAUGCGAGAACGUACACGCUUAAAAUUACCUAAAAAUUCAGCAAGAAAUAUGAUUGGUAUUGUUGAUGAAUAUGGAAUUUUAGAAUAUGGACAAGUUUUUAUUCAAUACACUGAAUUAAAUGAUGAUUAUGUGAAUGCUAAUGAAUCAGAAAAAACAAUUAUACUUGAACAAAAAGUUGUUGUAACAAAAAAUCCAUGUCAUCAUCCAGGUGAUAUUCGAGUUUUUACAGCAGUUGAUGUACCUCAAUUAAGACAUUUAAAAGAUGUUAUUGUUUUUCCACAACGAGGACAACGACCACAUCCAAAUGAAAUAUCUGGUUCGGAUCUUGAUGGUGACGAAUAUGCUGUUAUAUGGCAUCCAGCAUUUAUUCCACAAACACCAAAUGAUACACCAUAUGAUUAUGAUUCACAAAUGCCAAUGUUACGUAUUUCUGAUCGUCCUAUUAAUCGUGCAGAUAUUCAAGCAACUGUAUUAGAUAUUAGUGAACAAUCAUGUGUGGGUAAAUUAUGUUCACUUCAUUUAGCUAAUACGGAUCUUAAUGGUGUUGCACAUCCAAAAACAUUAGCUAUUGCUAGUUAUAUAGCAGAAGAAUUAGAUGCACCAAAAACAGGACAACAUCCAUUAACACCAAAACAAAUUGGAGAAUUACAAAGUGAAUUAGGAAAUGAACGACCAGAUUAUUUUGAUAAACCAUAUUAUAAAUCUUAUCCUUCGAAACAUGUUCUUGGUCAAUUAUUUCGUUCAUGUCUUCGUUUUGAACCAAAUUGGAUAAUACUUCAAACUCCACCAACAACUGUAUAUUCAUCACCUAUUGAUCCAUUACUUGUUCAUGAUUUACAUACUGAAUAUACUUCGUCAGUUCAAGAAUUAGCGCGUAUAUAUCGUGAAUGUAUAAUGGAUAUAAUGUAUGUGUAUCGUUUUUCGUCUGAUGUUGAUUUACUUUGUCGAUUUGAUUCAUCAUCAUCACAAUAUAAAACUCCAUUAACUAAACAACAAACAGAAUCAACUUGUCUUGUUGCUGAUUCAGCACAAGUUGAAUUUAGACAAUUAAUACGUCGUAUACGUCGUUUAUUUUUUGAAGAUUUACGUUCUUGUGAUAAAUUUAAUUUACGUCGCUGUCAUUCGACUUGUGCACAAUGCGCUGAAAGAAAAAUGGCUAAAGCAAGUGCUCUAUAUAUAUUCUGUUAUACAGAUAUAAGUCAUGCUAGACGAAUUUUAAGUUUACCAUGGUUAUUUGCACCAUUAUUAAUUGAAACACGAAAAUUAAAUAUAAAAAAACAAACAAAAUUAUGUAAGUUGAAUAAUAAUAUUAAGUCAUUAGUAGAAUUAGAUUAUUUUAUUUAG
Molecule: messenger RNA, 3588 nt
Organism: Rotaria sp. Silwood2
Lineage: Eukaryota; Metazoa; Rotifera; Eurotatoria; Philodinida; Philodinidae
Source: the annotation of a GenBank genome assembly